Eremothecium gossypii ATCC 10895 is the source of this 1377-nucleotide messenger RNA. It is a transcript of the gene BNA3, whose product is annotated as kynurenine--oxoglutarate transaminase. Gene Ontology annotation, cellular component: cytoplasm; mitochondrion. Lineage: Eukaryota; Fungi; Ascomycota; Saccharomycetes; Saccharomycetales; Saccharomycetaceae. Bases 1 to 1377 code for a protein of 458 amino acids. Gene Ontology annotation, biological process: biosynthetic process. Gene Ontology annotation, molecular function: L-kynurenine:2-oxoglutarate transaminase activity; pyridoxal phosphate binding. The record is from RefSeq and is marked provisional. The transcript has a single exon.
AUGAACAUCUCAGAAGCAGGGCGACUUCUGGGCCAUUCAAGACUUCGACACAUACCAGGAAGACGCUACAACAGCAUGGGGAAAAUCAGGGGGAAUAACUACUUUGCAGAGACGACGAGAGACGUGUGGACGAUUAUCAACGAGGCAGCAGCGAAGGCUGCCGCCGAAUCGGUGGCCAACGGUGGCAGUGGGGCAGGAAAGGGCAUGAAGGUACUAAACCUUGGCCAGGGUUUCUUCUCGUACUCUCCUCCUGACUUUGCGAUUGCCGGCGCACAGCGUGCGCUGGAGAACGCCAUGAACAACCAGUACGCACCAACCCGGGGCCGGCCCGCGCUGGUGGAGGCGCUGUUGAAGCUAUACCGCCCCAUGUACGGGGAUCUAGCCGCAGAGAACGUGCAGGUGACUACUGGCGCCAACGAGGGUAUCUUCGCCUGUCUUGCUGGGCUUGUAAACCCAGGCGACGAGGUUAUUGUGUUCGAGCCUUUCUUCGACCAGUACAUACCUAACAUCGAGCUUCUGGGUGGCGUGGUGCGCUACGUGCCCAUCCGGCCACCAGCGGAGCUCUCGAAGCGGGUGACGGAGGGCACAGAGUGGGUCAUCGACUAUGAUAUGUUGCGCCAGACCAUCAAUGAAAAGACGAAAGCAGUGAUCAUCAACUCUCCGCACAACCCCAUCGGGAAAGUGUUCACGCGUGAAGAGUUGCUCAAGCUCGGGAACAUUUGCGUUGAGAAGGGUAUCUACAUUAUCUCUGAUGAAGUAUACGAGCACUUGUACUUCACUGACGAAUUUACCCGAAUCGCCACCUUGUCAGAGGAGAUCUCGCAGCACACGUUGACCGUCGGAUCUGCAGGAAAGUCCUUUGCUGCGACUGGCUGGCGUAUUGGCUGGGUCAUAUCCCGCAACAAGGAGUUGUUGGCCCUGGCCUCCAAGGCACACGUGCGCAUCUGUUUCAGUUCCCCUGCACCGCUGCAGGAGGCCUGCGCUGUUGCCAUUGAACACGCAUUGAAAACGACCUACUAUGCUGACACUCGUGCUGCCUACCAAAAGAAGUACGAGCGCUUCCAGAAGCCUUUCGACGAUCUGGGCUUGCCAUACACUCGUGCGGAGGGUUCUUAUUUCCUUCUUGUGGACUUUUCGCGCCUACCACUCCCCGCAGAUUACCACUUCCCUGAGGAACUUGCGGACAAAGGUCGCGACUUCCGCGUGGCCUAUUGGCUCAUUAAUGAGUUGGGUCUCGUCGCCAUCCCAUGUUCAAGUUUCUUCAUCCCUGACCAUCGCGAAGCAUCGGAGAACAUGCUUCGUUUCGCAAUUUGCAAGGACGAUACUUACCUAGAUGAGGCCAUCGAGAGGCUUAUGGUCCUGAAGAACUACUUAUAA